UUCAGUCAUUUCGAAGUUCACAAGGAGAAAGGAGCGUCCCUCCACGGACGCGCGUGCUGCUGUACUAUUGUCCGGUGCGUGCAGAUGGUUCUCGGGCUUGAUGGCUUCAGGGAAAUGGAAUUUCAAAAUUCCAAGCUCAGUUCGGUGAUUCGGGACUUACUAAAUAAGCGUUCAAUGUAAUAGUUGACACGUCUGCUGCAGACCUCUGACUUCCCAACAACCCGAAGAGGUGCCAAAGAAGUGUGCGGGGACAAACAAGCAGUGCGCGUUUUUCCCUCUGUCUCUCUGAGUCAAGUAUUUGGAUUUGACAAAUCAAAAUAUUUAAGCCAUUUUCAUAGCUGGUUGGUUUUACUUUUAAAUCUUGAGAUUUUAGAUUUUUCUUCUCAAUAAAACACUCUUACUUAGUCACUUACAUGGGAUUACGACCUCUCAAUGAAGUCCGGCAUCAGUUUUAAACAGAUUUUUCUCUUUUAGAAGAACAGGCAGGUGACCGACGAGUUUAAGAUGACAUAUUUGAUUGCUUUUAUUCUGUCAUUAUCAACGGGUCUGUCUGUGGUGAGUGGAAGGCAUCCAACAUGUAACUUCCUCCUGGAGCUUGAAACAGACCAGGAAGAAUGUCUUGUGAAGCUGAGGGACGAAGAAUCUUCAAAUUACUCCAAAGGAGUAGGAUGCAAAGCGAUCUGGGAUAACAUAGCAUGUUGGGACCGUGCAGAGGUUGGAGAGACUGUCACUAGAGAGUGCCCCAGAGUGCUCAAGAUGUUUUUUGGCAGAAAUGGAAACAUAAACAAGAACUGUACAGCGGACGGAUGGUCUGAUGUUUUCCCCAACAUCAGCAGUGUGUGUGGGGCAGAAGAAAAGCAUGAUAAGCUUGUCUUCUUUACCGUGGUGAAGACUCUGUAUACGCUGGGCCACAGUUUGUCUUUGAUCGCCCUCACAACCGGGAGCGCCAUUCUCUGUCUAUUCAGAAAACUCCACUGCACGCGGAACUACAUUCACCUCAACCUGUUCUUUUCCUUCAUCCUGAGAGCGGUGGCAGUCCUUGUGAAGGACGACAUCCUCUUCUCUCGCAAUCAGUGCUCUGAGCAGCCUUCACUGAUUGGAUGCAAGGCGAGCCUGGUGAUUUUUCAAUACUUUAUCAUGGCCAACUUCUUCUGGUUGCUGGUCGAGGGCCUCUACCUCCAUACGCUCCUGAUUGUCAUCUUCUCUGAAAAUAGACACUUCAUUGUUUAUCUUCUCAUCGGCUGGGGAUUCCCAACCGUGUUUGUUUCUGCAUGGGCUAUAACAAGGGUUUAUUUUGAGGAUACUGGAUGCUGGGAACAGAAUGAUAACCCAAUCCCCAAGUGGGUGAUCAAUGUACCCAUAGGCUUCUCCAUCAUGGUGAACUUCCUCCUGUUCAUCAGUAUUAUAAGGAUUCUGGUUCAGAAGCUGAGGUGUCCUGAUGUGGGUGGCAACGACCAGUCACAAUACAGGAGGUUGGCCAAAUCCACUCUCCUGCUGAUCCCCCUGUUUGGCAUCCAUUACGUUGUCUUUGUGUCUCUCAAUGAAUCCAUGGAAAAUUAUAAAAUCUUCUUUGACCUUGCUAUUGGAUCCUUUCAGGGCCUGGUGGUUGCCAUCCUGUACUGUUUCUUAAACAGUGAGGUUCAAGGGGAACUCAAGAGAAAAUGGCGGAGUAUAUGCCUCAACUGCCAUAUGGCCAGAAACUACACCCAGCACAACACCUACGCCUCCAGAAACGGUUCAGAGAACAUGGCUCAGUUCCAACGUAAUUCUCGUGCUCAGUCCUUCCUGCAGUCAGAGACCACUGUAGUGUGAGGGCUGCGUGUUAAAGAGGGAUCGGUCUCCAUUAAAACGCUCUGGGACUCUGGUAUUGGCCUAAAUACACACUACAGCACACACAGCCUACAGUUGUGGGCACUAAAAAGUUAGCUUGGACCACGGUAUUGGCAGAACAAUUGGCACAAUGGCACUCUAGGAUCUUCUAAUGAGUUUGUCGCUAAAACCUGGACCCCGGUACAGGGUUUUAUUUAUUUUUAUUUUUAUGGCAGAUGGCGUAACAGGGUAUUUUUGAACAGAUAUGAAUCAAUUGGGCUAAGCUGCAUUAAUGUCAAUAUUUGUAAUAAUUAGUUUAAGUAAACAUUUUCAUUACUGGAUGCCAAGGAGAAUUGCUCUGCAUGGCUCUUAAAUCUUUAUCUCCCUCUCCCUCUCCCUGUAGUAAAAUGGAUUUCACUCUGUGGUUAACGACCAGAGAUGCCUCUGCCUAUACGCCCACGGUUCCACGGCCACUAAGGUGUCCCCGACCCAAAAAGGAAAAAAACGUAGGAACUCAGUCGGGGUUUCAACUUGCUGUUGAGAGUUACAAAGUAGAAUACACAAGUUGCAAUUUAGAAAUAUGGUCAUGCAUUGCAGUUUGCCACUUGUCAUGUCAGUCACUGACAGUCACUCAAUUAGCCCAGCUAUGUCAGCUCAAUUCUUUAGAUAGCUGGGUAGACUACCUUUCUCAGCAAUCUAAACCCUGUAGUAAUCCUCACCAAAUGACAUUUGAUUUUGUAAGUCACUCUCACUCAUAUCAUAUGAACAUGACAUAAAUCAUGGCAAAAUGUGUAGAAUUGCAAGAAAUUAGCUUUAAAACUGUAAAAUGUUCUCUUCACCUCAGAUAAUGUUGUAGUUUAAAAUAUAUAUAUUUCAUGCAAUUCUACUCCUUUUGCUAUGGGGCAGAGAUAAUUGUUCAGGUUCAUAGGUAAUAUCCUUCAAUUCUACACGUUUAGUCAUAGGGUGGACUGAAUUGUUUGCAGUUUUUAAUAGGAUAUCCGAGUGAGAGUGACUAACAAAAUCAAUGGGUCCCCCAUGUUCGGUAAUUCAACCAUGAUUACGACAAGUUUAGAUCGCUGGCUCGACUAGUUUACCAAUCUAAAAAACUUUAGCUGACGUGGGAUAAUUGAGUGACUAAGAGACAAACUGCUGAUGCACAACCACAUUUUUUAAAUUGCACCUUGUGUAUUCUGCUAUUCUAACUCUCAACAGUAGGUUUGAGUUCCUUCAUUUUUUUAAUGCUAUAUUAGCCGAGCUGACUGUGGUUCUAGUAAAUCCAAUGCAAUGUUGUCAAAACAUGAUUACAAUGAAACUAGGAUUGUCAGGGCAAGGAUGUGUUUUAGUUCUACUACAUGUGUACAUUUUACAUGUUGCUUUGGGUUGCCAUCGAAAGGAUUAUAAAAUAAGAUUGUUUUUUUGUUAACACAGGUUUUCUGCAUCAGUUGUCUAAGAACCGUAAGAGUAGGGCUUAGAGGAGGUGAACGACCAUUGUGUACAUAAGAGUAUCUUGACCUACUGCAAAGUACUGGUAUGUCAUGUUUGCUGAGUUAUUACUCAGAAUUAUUUUCUGCAAAGACCACGAAUGUUAUACCACAUGAUUGUGGUGUAGUGUUGCAUCAAGUGUUGCAUCAUGUGAAUGUAAUUUCCCUCUGUCUUUUACAGUAUGCUAUGUUUGUUUGUUUUUUUCAUUCGUCAAGGCAAUCAACCAAAGCCUUCUCUGAUGUAAGUUAUACAGCUAUGUUGUCCAUGUAAAUGUUAACUCGAGGUAUGAGUUCUGUGGUAGAUAACUUAAAUGCUCCAGUCUGGGAUGCUAUACACACAUCCACCCAGCGUACCAGACCGUGAUUUCAGGUGCUUGGUGUAGAUAUGAAAGAAAGACAGGAAAUGAAUGCUGAUUAGCUUGGCUUUUUCCUCAGAAGUGUUUUCACUGAGAAGGUGACAAUGUUUAGACUUGAGGUCAUAUAAGAACAAAACCUUGGCUCCAACAUUGAAAUCUUUUGUGUUUAGUAAAAAAUGAUUCCCAAAGGUUAUAUCUACUGUAAGGUUAUUCCCUGAUCACCUAAGAUAUUUCAGACGACCUCGUGUAUUUGCCAUGUAAAAUACUGCCAGGAUUGUGUGUUUUUUUUGGGCAUGUUUGUCAUUGAUGUACAGUAGUCAAUCAAAAUGUUAAGUGCCUAAUAUUUGCUAUUUAAUCGUAAUUAUUUAUUCCACAUCCUAUUGCUAUGUCUGCUUCCCAAAUGGCACACUAUUCCCUACAUAGUGCAACAGGUUUGACCAGCUCUGUUCAAAAGUAGUGCACAAAAUAGGAAUAGGGUAUAAUUUAGGGCGCACCCUAUGUGUAUAUUAAAUGCCAUAGCUUUGAUGAACAUUAGUGAUGUAUCCUUGUCUUGAUUAGCCUGAAUGUUUGUCUGUUUGUGUUUUCAUGUCAACAACUUGUCACUCAUUGUCAGGCUAAGUGCCAUACGCAUUGUCGUUGGUUUAACAUAGACAGCCAUGGAGUUGGCAAGAGCACAAACAGAUUUGGGACUAGGCUACAAGGCUGUAUGUCCUUAUGAGAACAAAAUGUUUGCCUUCAUGGUCAAAUAUAUCUUUCCAUUAGCUGCAUUCUCACCGCUAUACCCUCCCACCACAGGGAGCCAUUUUAUAAGGUUGCAUAACAAACAUUUUUAUAUAUUAGCAACAUGCUAUUGAAUGAUGCUUUGUUUUAAUGUCUGGGUACAUGUAUGUCAUGAGAUUAUGAUGAGUAAACAAUACAGCACCUU
Oncorhynchus mykiss (rainbow trout) is the source of this 4571-nucleotide messenger RNA. Its product is annotated as vasoactive intestinal polypeptide receptor 2. Lineage: Eukaryota; Metazoa; Chordata; Actinopteri; Salmoniformes; Salmonidae. The record is from RefSeq and is a predicted model, not a curated record. Gene Ontology annotation, cellular component: plasma membrane. Gene Ontology annotation, biological process: adenylate cyclase-modulating G protein-coupled receptor signaling pathway; cell surface receptor signaling pathway. Gene Ontology annotation, molecular function: peptide hormone binding; G protein-coupled peptide receptor activity; vasoactive intestinal polypeptide receptor activity.